AUGAAGGAGGAGUGUGGCUGGCUGGAGUGGGUCGAGAUCAUUGAGCCACGCACGCGGGAGCGAAUGUACGCCAACCUGCUUACUGGCGAGUGUGUGUGGGACCCUCCACAGGGUGUUUGCAUCAAGCGGACUGGUGACAACCAGUGGUGGGAGCUGUUUGACCCCAACACCUCUCGCUUCUACUACUACAAUGCCUCCACCCAGCGUACAGUGUGGCACCGACCUCAGGGCUGCGACAUCAUCCCACUGGCCAAGCUGCAGACUCUGAAGCAGCACACAGACCCUACCAACCCCCGUCCUGCAGGUGGAGGAGGUGGGAGAGCGUCUGCAGACAACAGUCCAGGACGGAAUAGUGGAGUUAGCCGAGAGGGAAGCACCUCCUCCUCCCUCGACCAGGAGCUUUCUGAAAAACAGGGCAACAGAGAGGACGCCGACAGGACUUCUCCCUUCAGGUGGAACACUGGUACAAAAGAACGAAUGCUCAUCAAAGUGACAGACAGAGAGCCCAGCUUCUUGGCCCAUCAGGGAAAUGGCUACUCCCCCUGUGACCCCCCUACCCCCGGUGCUCCUCCUGGAGGGGGCACCAUGUCACGAGCCCGUCGUUCCUCUGGAGGGAACCUUCCUUCAGAGCCUGAUGGGUCACCUGUUCUCUAUGCUGAUCGCCGUCAGUCUCCUUUCCUGAAACGAGCAGAACUGGGUGGCACCGGUACCCAUCGGCGUUCCUCAGCUGACUCCCAGCCCCCCUCACCCCGAUACGCCUAUGAACCCCCGCUGUACGAGGAACCGCCAUCAGAAUACCAGCCCCCUCCUAUCUACGAAGAGCCUCCUACUGACAUGCACCUCUCUGACUCCUCCUUCUACGGCACUGGCAAGUCACCUGCUCGCAAGUCUUCAGCCCCUCUCUACCACUCCCCGAAGCAGGGCCAAUCUCCCUAUGGCCAGCUGGUUCUGACCAGGCAGAAAUGUCCAGAGAAGACCCAGAGCCUGGAGUACAGUCCUGUGGGGAAGGAGUAUGUCAAGCAGCUGGUGUAUGUAGAGCAGUCUACCUCCAGCCCUCGCUUCAAGACUGCAGACCGUCUUCUGCGCUAUGGUACUACUGGGGGCUAUGGUGGUUCAUAUGGAGGGUCCUACACACUGCAGCACAGCCAGUCUCUGAUCAGAGACCCCCGCCUACUGCUGGACUACAGUGGGGAGGGUGGAGAGGGAGGCCAAAGGUUGCUUUAUGAGGACUCGAUAUCUUGGACAUCCAGUCAGACCCACUCCCUCUCCUCUUCCUCUACUGCCGGUCCUGGGGCUUUCUCUCCCAGUGGAAACCGCAAACGCAAGAGUCGUAAACCAUCCCUCCCUCAGGAGUUGGCACGCUGCGGGGAGGGGGAACUGGCAGGUACCGCAUCUGAAGCGAUGCUGGCUCAGGCCAGACUGGCAUGGGAGGCUCAACAAGUGAUGAAACAGAGGAGCAGCUGGGACUCUGGGCAGGGAGGAGGGAUGGCUCAGAGUGGGGGUUCCAAGGAUGGCUAUGAAAGUGACGGGGCGGUGCCUCUGCCAUUGCCGGGACCAGUGGUAAGGGCCUUCAGUGAGGAUGAGGCGCUGGCGCAGAGUGAUGGCCACCACUGGAAACGCAGCACCUUUGAUCGGCUGGGCUUCCCUCAGGCCCUGCUGGAGAAAAGCCUCUCUGUUCAGACCAACCUGGCCUCACCUGAGCCUUACCUCCACCCCUCACAGUCGGAGGACCUCGGCGCCUGUGCACAGUUUGAAGCCAGUCGAAAUGCCAGGAAUAUGAUGCCCAGUGCCAGCUGUGGCAUUUUCCCAGAAUUCACCCUGAGGAAGCCCUCCUCAGAGACCGACAUUGAGAACUGGGCAUCCAAGCACUUCAACAAACACACACAGGGUCUGUUUAGAAGAAAGGUGUCUAUUGCCAACAUGCUGGCCUGGAGCAGUGAGCCCAUCAAGAAGCCUAUGAUUGUGACCUCAGACCGCUCUGUGAAGAAGGAGGCAGUGGACAUGUUUAAGCUCAUCCAGACCUACAUGGGAGACCGUCGCUCCAAAGCUGACCCCCUCUGUGUGGCUCUGGAGGUGGUGGUUCGGGGCUGGAGUAACCAGGGCCUGCGUGAUGAACUCUACAUCCAGUUGUGUCGUCAGACCACAGAGAACUUCCGCUAUGACAGCCUGGAGCGAGGCUGGGAGCUGAUGGCCAUCUGUCUGGCCUUCUUUCCCCCCACACCUCGCUUCCACACCUACUUGGAGGGCUACAUCUACCGACACAUGGACCCCCUCAACGACACGAAAGGUGUGGCCAUCAGCAGCUAUGCUAAAUACUGCUACAGGAAACUGACAAAAGCUGCUCUGACUGGAGCCAAGAAGGGCCUGCAGAAGCCCUGCAUAGAAGAGAUUAAGCAUGCCAGGAAUGCCAUCUUCAGUCCCUCCAUGUUUGGCUCCUCCCUGGAGGAAGUGAUGGUGCUCCAGAAGGAGCGGUAUCCAGACCGCCAGCUGCCCUGGGUGCAGACUCGCCUCUCUGAAGAGGUUCUGGGUCUCAAUGGAGACCAGACAGAGGGCAUCUUUAGAGUACCAGGAGACAUAGAUGAAGUCAAUGCCCUCAAGCUGCAAGUAGAUCAAUGGAAAAUCCCCACUGGACUGGAAGACCCACACAUUCCAGCGUCUUUGCUGAAGCUCUGGUACAGGGAACUGGAGGAGCCACUGAUCCCUCACGAGUUUUAUGAGGAGUGUAUCAAUCACUAUGACAACCCAGAGGCAGCUGUCAAUGUGGUGCUGGGCCUCCCACACAUCAACAAACUGGUGCUCUGCUACCUCAUCCGCUUCCUACAGGUAUUUGCCCAACCCGCCAAUGUGGCCAUCACCAAGAUGGAUGUGAACAACCUGGCCAUGGUCAUGGCUCCCAACUGUCUGCGCUGCCAGUCUGAUGACCCCAGGGUGAUCUUUGAGAACACCCGCAAGGAGAUGUCCUUCAUCCGCGUGCUCAUCCAGCGGCUAGACACAAGCUUCAUGGAUGGAAUCCUAUAGCCCCCUCCUGACACACACUCACUUAACCCCCAGCCUUCCCUGCUCUCCCUUUAACCAUCACUGGCCCUGCACACUCCCCCAGCACAGGAACGUCAUGCAUACACAUUGUUGCUGCUGGAUGAAAACCUUGCGUCUCAAACAUGUUUACUUUACUAGAAGUAACAAAAACUGCCUUGAUUUGAGUUCAUCCACUCUGCAGUUGAACCAGCUGUUUUUCUAUUUCUGUACAUGAAGUCCCUAAACUGACAUUUAUGUAAGAAAAACACCAAUAUCAGAGUUAGAAAGGUUUAACAUGAUAACAGUACUGUGUGUGCCUUCACAUGCAUUAAUACAGUAUACACAUACGGUAUGAAGGAAUUAGCAGGGAUCUCAUCAUGUCAUUGGAUUCAUACAUUAGCUUCACUGGCACACUACAAAUUCAGACCUCCGAGGCUUGUUUUAAUUCCAACUUAUCUGUUUUAUAUAAAAACAUGUUUCUAUUUGUUUUCCCCUGCUUAGACACUCAUGCACUGCCACACAAAUAUACACAGCACAUGCAUACACUGAAAGUCUUUCUUGAGGAUUCCACUUUUUGCAGUGUACAAAACCUUCAAAUGCAGAGAAACAGUUAGCACUGAGAUAAAUGAACAUACUGCAUGUAGACGAUACAUUACACGAGUCUCUCACACAUUCACAGGCUAAUCAAUGCCUCCAUAGGGUUCCACACCAGAUUUUCACAAGAUGUAAAGCCUGCACCUUUUCAUGAGUGCUUUAUUAGAUCAGACGGACAGUGCUAGGUUUAUACCCCACAUGCCAAGCUAAAAGGAGAAGCUGUAGCCAGCAAAGUGUUUUCAACUGCCACGACUUGGUAAGAGCUCAGAACUCAGUACAGAGGACCUUUACCGUUCGUGGGCCUGCCUCAAAGGGACAGACAAACAUGACUUCAUUGUGUUAGUGAGAUGCUGUCUGCCAGCAAACUUCAAACAGCCAUAAAGUAAGACAGUGUAAGGCAGCUCUAUUAGCUGUUAGCCGUUAGGUGAGGAGAACAUGGACACUCAAUCACUCCCAGUUGAGUUUUUCCUUCAGGGCAACGCUGCCUCUUUGCUUGGCUUAUUGUAAUUUUCGACUAAUGAGAUGGAGACUUUGUGUAAAAACCUUCCAUUUCUACCAUCAUCUACAUAGCUCUAUUUUCAAAAUCCUCUUCGUAACAACCUCCAGGCAGAAACUUUCAUGCCAAAAAUGGCCAGUUUGGCAGAGAAUUUGUAGGUGCAGGUUUGAAAAUUUUAAAGAAACAAAGAACUCCUGAACCUUUUCUCCUCCAGCUCAGUGAUAAUGAGGUGCAGCAGACAGUUCUUCAGCACUGUGCAAACAGGACUGGCUGUGUGAGACUGGAAGGACCAUUGGCUCCACAAGUUCUGCCAUAUCUGCAGAUCCAGAUAAGUCCUGAACAACAAUUCCCUCAAAAUAAGUCUCAGACAGUUUUAAUAAUUCCCAAAAAUCUAUUAAGGCCUAAUAUGAAAGUCCUAUUUUUCUUGCCUGCUGUAGGCAGUAGUGUUGGUUCUAAAUAUCUUUUUCUGAUUGGCUGUUUGCAGACAUACAGUGCAUUAAACAGAGCUACAGAAUGGUUUUUUGCUCAUACGUUUAACUUUUUAUUUGGAAGUGGGGCAGUGACUGUUAUUACAGUACAGUUGAAGUAUCACAGUAGUAAUCUGUACAGUCAAGUACUGCACAGAAUAGUGUACAGAAUGGGGUCCAUGUUCUAAUUACUUAAUGUUGGAAGGCUGAAGCCUACACUGUUCAGCUAAGUUCUGCAUGAAGUGGUGCUAACAAAGACCAUGAACCACUGACUGUUGCCCUGGCUCUAUGACAGAAGAUCUUUGGUUCUAAUUGUAUACAAACUUAUCUACUGCAGUUGUGCAGCCUUUAGUAUUUGGUAAUCUUGAAGAAAUCCGGUCAUGCCACAGCAUUUGUCACUUUGGCUAUUGGCCGCAGCCUCCUGUAACCAGGAGCAACAGAUCCAGGAGGAGGGAUGAUAGCAGCACUGCCAAUAAGGUCCUAUAAUACCUGGUGUUCAGACACAGCACGCAUGCCCAUACUUCCUGGGAGGGGACGGAGAAAUGACUGCUCUUCUGAAAUACCCCCCAGCCCCAUCCUCACAGAGCAACAGCCCACCAUCACCGCCACUGAGCCCCACAGGCCUUUCUGCUCACUAAUGAUUUGUGAAUGUGUUUAGCUGUGUGUGUGCUUGUCUGUCUUCCUGCAUUCAUACAGUCUGUGUCCAUGAGCAAGUACUGUUGCUUAUUGUAUUCAUUUGAGAUUUUUGCUAUAUUUAACAGAAUUUCUAUGUUUUUUAACCCAUUCUUUUUAUAUAAUUUAAUUUAUUUAUAUUUAUUUGAGGAGAUUUCCUUAUUGCCUUCUCGAGAUAUUGUAGGCUCCAGUGUGUGUUUUUGUUAUUGCACGAGUGUGUGUAUGUCUGAUGUGUGGAUGCAUGACGGGGCGUGUAGUUUUCAGCAUGUUAGAGCACAUACUGGACAUGCUGACGUAUGACUGAAACGUGUCCGAUUCAUUUGGAUUUUUGGGUGACACAUCUGAAGGGUUGAUUGUGAACGCUCCAUAGAAACACACACUCAGAGCAACCUGGAAGAAAGUGUGCUCCAUCGAAGAGACACAAUGAAUCUUUGACGAAAUGAAUCUUUUGUUUGUGAAGAGACUGGGAUGAGUGUUGUGUGCGUGUGUGAUGUGCAGCUCACUCACCGACAUCCACAGUCCACACAGACAACAUGUACAUUGAUACUGUACAGACUAUGUAAAAAUAACUAUAUAGAGAAAAAAGAGAGGAGAAAGCACCAGUGGUACCAGUGGAAACUGCUGUGGAGAUAACAGGGUGGGGGUGUUUAAUUUGUCUUUUUCUUUUCUUUCAGUCUUGUUAAAGUGUAAAGUUUGCUCAUAUUGUUAGAGGUCUACAAGUGGCAAUUUAAACCCAUUUCCUAGAAGUGUGUGGAUUUCACAUUUUUCUACCUACUAUCCAUUCAAAUACCAGAAAGUGUUUUUAAGCCCUGACAUCUGUAACUGCUGAGAUUCAUACUCCAAAAAGAAGUCCUUCAUUUGAGGAAAUUGUUUGACUUUUUAAGAUGCUGGUAAAUCAGUAGUUAGAAAGAGCCCUUCAUGUUUCAUCCUGAUUGUGGUUUGUAGCAGUCAGCUGCAGCGGCAUCGCUGUUCCUCAUAUUCUGAACUGAGUGCUCCCUCCCUCUGAACUCCACAAUAUGACCACCUGACAUCAACUACUCCUUUCUUAGAAUCAGAUUACGUGUUGAAAAUGUACUACAUUAACAAGUUCUUAUUAUUGUUUACUGAAACAUGCAACUGAUUAGUAUGGAAACACUACAGAAGGGGUUUAGCUUAACUUUCCUCACAGUAUACAACAGAAGUGAAGUUAUAUCGGUGCAAUAUCACUGAAAUGUCAAAUGAUUCACAGUUCUGUCACCUUAGAGUAAUUGCAUUAUUUCUACGUGAGCAAUAGGGUGUUUGCUCUGAGGUCAAAUUUUCAACUAACAGUUUACUAAUAUCUAAUAUUAGAUAUAGCCGAACAGAAAAUGACCCAGAGUAGAAACUAAUGCUAACUAAAGCUGGUACACCUUUCAUUACUGAGAUUCAGAUCUUACUUUUUCAAUACUUCACAUGUCCACCUUUAUUUCUGAUGACAGACUAAAUCACUACAACUUGUGUCAUUCUUCAGUGACCAUUCAUUUUCAGCAGCUGUUUACUGGAGGGCUUGGUUUUCUCUGCUUUCUCUUUAAAAUACCCGACAGGGAUUCUGUUUGAUUCAAGUGUGGUGACAUACUCGCUCAGGUUGUAGUUUUACUUUGUUCCUUUUUAAACUUUUGUGAUUUUUUUUUUUUAUCAUAUUAAUGCAAGAUUUUUCCUCUUCUGCCAAGCUUCUACAGAUUGGAAAUCAUCCUGCCAGCCAAUAUUUGGUUUGUCCACAGGCAUUCAUGGUGCCAUUCAUAAAUGUCAUCUGUCAAACUCGUUUUGGUUCAGGGGCCCAAUUUGAUCUGUGGGCCAAAAGUGUGCCCCACCAGUACAAUCAGAGCAUUGUAACCUGGAAAUCACAACUCUAUUUUUUCCCGUUGUUUCAGUUCAGAAAAGUACAUUCUGAAAAUAUUCACAUUGAAUGAAUUAUCUUUUUACAAAACAUGAUGAACACCUGAAAUUUCUUAAGAAAAACAGGAUCUAUUUCAACAACAUUAUGCCUCAGUUGAUCAUUUACACGUGCAUUACAACUGACAGAUCAGCUUAUCUUCAAAGGCAUAAAACAUUCAGUCUCAGACUCUGAAAUCUUUAUUUGUACCCAGGGGGCAAUUAAAAAGGCACAUAGAGCAGUCAGUGCAACAAUGACAUAAUGAAGAAAUAGGGAGAAAUAUAUAUACAAAUCUAGAGCAAGUAAUAAGAAUGAAAAUAAAAAUAAAAAGAGAAAUAAAACAAAAAAUGCUGGAGAGAGUGAUGCAGUUUGAAAUCUUUUGACAGCUGAUAUUGCACCGGGUUGUACUCACAUCUGUUGUCUCCUGUAGGUUUGAAAUGAGCCAGCUCAAAGAACUAUCUGAACCCUAUUAAUUACCCUGAUUAAGAAUUCCAUCUAAACCUACUUUAUCAGUCAUUGUCAGGUGGUCGGUUUGAGACAUUGUCACACUCAGCUGUCCUCACUUGUGGAGAGUUUCACAGACUGCUUACUGAUCAAACAAAUACUGAUUCCUUCUCAUCCACAGGCAAGCAUCUAGCCUACCUUGGAACAAAGCAGGAACUAGCUUAGACCUGUUUAAAGUAUACAUCAUGACUUCCAACAGCUCCAAAGCUCCACUUUGCCAGUUGGACCUUAUUUCACACAUGUAAACUAUUUAGACAUGGAAGCCUACACAAUGUUUUAGCUGUCAGACACUGCAUGUUUGUUGCAAUGUCUCUCCUCAUUAUGGGGGUUCCAGGUUUGAUCAUUUUCCUAACUUUACAAAAAAAAAAAACACCCUAGCAAGCCUGCAAUGAACAGCUGACUAGCUUAUAAACUGACAAGAGAUAAUAUGUGAGCUACACUUGUAAGUAACCAGGGUCCAAUUUGCUUCCCACCGACAGAGAUGGAAAAGAUUACAUCAUGUCAGAGGUUGGAAUCUCAAACUGCUUUCAUAUUAUGACUGAAUCAGUGAAUGGGUUUUUGACAUGAAGGUUUAUCAUCUGUUGUGACUGCUGUCUCAGAGAAAAAAAAAAAAAAAAAAAAGGGAGAUAAAUUUCAGUUACAAAUCACUCCUACAAGAAAGGAAUCUGAACCUCUUACUCAAUGAAAAGUGACUUCUUUAUGAGGUAUGAAUACAGCCAAAUGUUUUUGAUCUUUUUUGUUUUGUGUAAAACCACUUAGUAAAUGAGAAGCCUCAGCCGUGGUCGGGCUGAAAUGUUGCAGCAGUGUGUAUGAGCGUGUAUGUGGUGUGUUUGUGAGUGUUUUUGUUUUAUGUAAGAGAUGGUUGUAGAUAGACCCAGCAAAUCAACCAAUUAGCAUGCAGACAUAGGGUCUUCACUCUCUUCAACUUGAAUUUACUAAAACAUGACAAUAUACAAGGAAAACAAACUGAAUUUACAGUGAAGAAGUGCUUCAGUAUUUAGCUUUAAAAAAUCCACUAAGAAAAAUAUUAAGCUCUUUCUAAUCCAUUUUUUUCUGAUUGUUUUUUCUACUUGGUUCCUACUAAUGAUGAAUUGGUAGUCGUUGUCGAUGCUGUUCGUCUAAUGUAAGAAAGUGACAAGAGAAGGUGCAAGACAGCUGCUGUGAAACUGUUCUGCACCUCGACGUCAGUCCUCCAGGUUUUUCAGUUCUAUCUUGUCCACUGUCACUCACACUCUGUCUGAGAGAAGACUCUGGAAGUGUAACAAAUGUUGGUUUAAUAAAUUAUUCAAAUGUCA
This is a messenger RNA of Acanthochromis polyacanthus (spiny chromis), 8934 nucleotides long. It is a transcript of the gene arhgap39, whose product is annotated as Rho GTPase activating protein 39. The transcript is spliced from 11 exons. Gene Ontology annotation, cellular component: cytoskeleton; cytoplasm. The record is from RefSeq and is a predicted model, not a curated record. Gene Ontology annotation, molecular function: GTPase activator activity; protein binding. Lineage: Eukaryota; Metazoa; Chordata; Actinopteri; Pomacentridae. Gene Ontology annotation, biological process: signal transduction. Bases 1 to 3018 code for a protein of 1005 amino acids.